This is a messenger RNA of Botrytis porri, 1371 nucleotides long. RefSeq lists its product as uncharacterized. NCBI's taxonomy places the organism in Eukaryota, Fungi, Ascomycota, Leotiomycetes, Helotiales, Sclerotiniaceae. The transcript has 3 exons. The record is from RefSeq and is a predicted model, not a curated record. The coding region runs from base 1 to 1371 and encodes 456 amino acids.
AUGAGUACAUCUGAAGGGAAUUCAAAGGAUAGUGUUUCUGAAACCCCGAAACCCACGGCAGAACUCUCCCAUUCUAAACAUGAAAUCAAGAACUUCUCAAGAACGAACCCUUCCAAAACUGCUCAUUCACCUUUGAAACCCAAUCGCAUAUCCAGACACGUUACCUUCCUCACUACACCUAUCAACCACAUCACCCCCAGAACUCCCAAUCCAACCUCCCAGUUUCUCACAAACAAUCCUCAAGAAUCCUCUUCGAAUCAUACUUCAGAGACAAACAACAACCCAGAUAAUUCCGAAGGCUCACUCGAAGAAACUACUCAACCACACAAAACCUAUUCACCAAGAGCACAAUCGACUGGACCGGACUCGCAAAGGCCCACUAAACCCCCGAACUCGGAACCAUCACUUCCUCCCCAUGAGAAGCCCCAAUUUCUCAAUCCCACCAACAAAUCCCCUCACUCCCAAUCCGACACCUUCCAAACCUUCUUCAACGCCCUCGAAAGAUCCUUCCCCCAAUACGAUUUCGACACUCUCCAAAAAGCAAUCGAUAUCAUCGCGCUGGAGCAAGGGAAAUGUGCCACGAAUGGCGCUCCGUCAUUUCUAUUUCUCUAUGCGCUUCUAGCGCAAAUCUGGCAUUCCGGAUUGACGAUGCGAGACGCGUGGAUGAAAUUCCAGGAGGUGGGGUUCGUGAUGAGUUUUGGGAAUUUUGAAAUCUUGAUGCGACAAGCUGAGGUUUUUAAAUUGGGAGACAAGGAGGAGAUGAAUAGUUUGCUUCUUACGGAAGCGUUAUGUGAAAUUGCGGAGAGGGAGUUACAGAUACAUAUGCAUACCAAAUAUGAAGAGGGGUUAUCCUCGCAACUUACUGAAAUUUUCUCUACGGUAUUACCGCGUAUAUAUUUCCACGCGUGCGGAUGGUCUAAAGCACUUGAAAUUUUUAAUGCGCAUCUCGGUAUGAAACUCGGUUUGCGCAGGUUUAAGAAAUAUAUUAUUCCGGUAAUAGCACAGAGGAUGAGAGCACAUGAUGAGAGACAUACUGCGAGGAUAAGGAGAGUGUUGAAGAAGGAAGCCGUGAAGACGGGGAUGGAGAUCACGCCGGGAACGUUCUGUGGGGUGUUUAAUGGGAUGACGGGGUUUGAGCUUGAGGAGGUGGUUUUGAGGGAUGUGCAGAAUUAUUUGUUGGGGGUAUGGAGGGUGUGGGGGUAUAUGGAUGGAUGGAUGGGUGGGUGGGUGGGUGGAUGGGUGGAGAUGGGGGUGGAAUUGAGAGAGGAGAGUGCUUUAUUGGGGAUUGAAGAAAGGGGGAAGGAAGCGAAAUGGAAAUGGGAAAUUGGAAAUUUAAUCACACCAUCAUUGAUAUUCACUUUUAAUCAAUAA